AUGGGCCACGACUCCGGGUCCAGCGCCGGCGCAGGCGUGGAGUCCCUCUCGCUGGACCUACUCGCCCACGCGCUGGCGGGCGUCCGCGACCCGCGGGACCGCAAGUCGUGCCGCCUCGCCAGCCGCGCCUUCGCGCGCGCCGAGGCCGCGUCCCGCCGCGCCGCGCGGGUGCUCCGCCGGGAGGCGCUCCCGCGGGCGCUGCGCGCGUUCCCGGCGCUGUCCUCGCUCGACCUCUCCGCGUGCGCGGGCCUCGACGACGCCUCCCUCGCCGCGGCGCUGCCCGUGCGGCUCGCGCGGGCCAGCGGCGUCGGGUGGCGCGGCCUGGAGGCGCUCGUGGCGGCGUGCCCGAGGCUCGAGGCCGUCGACCUCUCCCACUGCGUCGCCGCCGGGGACAGGGAGAUGGCCGCCCUCGCCGCGGCCGGGCUCAGGGAGCUCGUCAUGGACAAGUGCCUCGGCAUCACCGACGUCGGGCUCGCCAAGGUCGCCGUCGGCUGCCCCGGGCUCCAGAGGCUCAGCGUCAAGUGGUGCCGCGAGAUCUCCGACAUCGGCGUCAAGCUGCUCGCCAAGAAGUGCCCCGAACUGCGCAGCGUCGACAUCUCCUACCUCAAGGUGACCAAUGAAUCCCUUAGAUCAGUCUCCACUCUUGAGAAGCUAGAGGACAUAGCAAUGGUCAGCUGCUUGUUUAUAGAUGAUGAUGGCCUACAAAUGCUAAGUAUGUGCAACUCGCUGCAGAGUAUUGAUGUAUCGAGGUGUCACCAUGUGUCUUCUCUGGGCUUAGCUUCACUCAUAGACAGUCAAAGAUUUCUCCGAAAAAUAAAUGCUGCACACAGUUUGCAUGAGAUAGAGACUUGUGUUCUGAGCAAAUUAUCAACAAUAGGCGAAACUUUGACUGUUUUAAGACUCGAUGGCCUUGAAAUCUUUGCCUCAAAUCUUCAGGCAAUUGGUUCUACCUGCAAGAAUUUGGUUGAGAUUGGGCUUAGCAAAUGCAAUGGCGUUACAGAUGAUGGUAUUGUUUCGCUAGUUGCUCAUUGCUGUGACUUAAGGACUAUCGACGUGACAUGCUGCCAUCUUCUUACAAAUGGUGCCCUUGCUGCAAUUGCCGAGAACUGUAGAAAGAUUGAAUGCCUUCGACUGGAAUCCUGCCCUUUUAUAAGUGAGAAGGGACUAGAGCCAAUCGCAACCCUCUGUUCCCACCUUAAGGAGGUUGACCUCACUGACUGUCGUAUUAAUGAUGCAGCUUUGCAGCACUUGGCAAGUUGCUCGGAACUGCUGAUCUUGAAGCUUGGCCUCUGCUCUAGUAUUUCUGAUGAAGGCCUUGUUUAUAUUAGUUCAAACUGUGGAAAGCUUGUGGAACUUGAUCUAUACCGUUGUAGUGCUAUUACUGAUGAUGGGCUGGCAGCUGUAGCUAGUGGCUGCAAGAAGAUCAGGAUGCUAAACUUAUGCUAUUGCACCCAAAUCACCGAUGCUGGUUUGAAGCAUGUAAGCGCUCUGGAAGAACUCACAAACCUGGAGUUGAGAUGCCUCGUGCGCAUCACGGGCAUUGGGAUCACCUCCAUCGCCCUUGGUUGCACUAGCCUGAUAGAACUGGACCUUAAACGCUGUUACUCUGUGGAUGAUGCUGGCCUGUGGGCUCUUUCAAGAUACUCCCAGAACCUUAGACAACUUACUAUCACCUACUGUCAAGUCACUGGCCUGGGCCUGUGCCAUCUGCUGGGCUCACUGAGGUGCCUCCAGGACGUGAAGAUGGUUCACCUCUCCUGGGUCUCCAUUGAAGGGUUUGAGAUGGCGCUGCGAGCGGCGUGUGGGAGGCUGAAGAAGCUGAAGCUGCUGGGUGGGUUGAGGUCUGUGCUCUCCACCGAGCUGCUUCAGAUGCUGCUGGCUUGUGGCUGCCGUGUCCGCUGGGUUGACAAGCCGCUUGUCUACGAGGGAUGA
Molecule: messenger RNA, 1932 nt
Organism: Miscanthus lutarioriparius
Lineage: Eukaryota; Viridiplantae; Streptophyta; Magnoliopsida; Poales; Poaceae
Source: the annotation of a GenBank genome assembly